AUGCCAUGUGCCCAGAGGAACUGGCUGGCAAAGCUUCCCUUCCUGCUCCAGGUCCUUAACUUCCAGGCGCUGUGCUGUAGUAGACUCCCCCAACCCGGCACUUUUUACUUUCCGGACAAGAGGCAAGAAAGCUUUAUCAAGACAUUACAAGAAUAUCACCUGGUGGGUCCCGUGAGGGUGGAUGAAAGUGGCCAUUUUGUAUCUUAUGCUCUGAACCACCAUGUCACCAAUGCCAGGAAGAAGAGAGACCUCAGGGGAAAAGAUGAUUGGGUGUAUUACAAAAUUUCUCAAGAAGACAAGGACCUGUUCUUUAACUUGACUGUCAGUCGGGGAUUUCUCUCCAAUAACUACAUACUGGAGAAGCGAUACGGAAACCUCACAGGGGCCAAGGUGUCCUUUCACUCAGGAACCUCCUGCCACCUCACUGGUACGGUGUGGCAGCCAGAAACCGACUAUGGAGUGGCAGCGAUCAGUGUCUGCAAUGGACUGACUGGAUUUUUUCGCCUGCCUCAUGGAGACUAUUUCAUCGAACCUGUUAAAGAAUUUCAAUUUGUGGAAGGAACGCACCAUCUGCACAUCAUCUACAGGAGACCAGCCCAUCCAGAUUUCCCGCGGCAGAAGCUGGAAACCCUCAACGUGCAUCCAGCCUGCAGACUAAACGAUAGUUUCAGCACUUCCCAGGAACAAGAAAUCCAGCAGGAAGGGUGGGAGAAAAAGCACUUGUCCAGCAGAAGGCUCUCUCGGCGUUCUAUCAGCAAAGAGCGGUGGGUGGAAACCCUAGUCGUUGCAGAUACGAAGAUGAUUGAAUACCAUGGCAGUGAAAAUGUGGAAUCUUACAUCCUCACAAUCAUGAAUAUGGUCACAGGGUUGUUCCAUAACCCAAGCAUUGGCAAUGCUGUUCAUAUCGUUGUGGUUCGUCUCAUUCUUCUGGAGGAGGAAGAGCAAGGAUUGAAAAUAGUCCACCACGCAGAUAAGACGUUAGCCAGCUUCUGCAAAUGGCAGAAGAGCAUCAACCCUAAGAGUGAUCUCAACCCUAUACACCAUGAUGUGGCUGUCCUCAUAACCAGAAAGGAUAUUUGCUCUGGAGUGAAUCAUCCCUGUGAAACUUUGGGUCUGUCUCAUCUCUCUGGCAUGUGUCAACCUCACCGGAGUUGCAAUAUCAAUGAAGAUUCUGGGCUUCCUCUAGCGUUCACCAUUGCCCAUGAAAUCGGACACAGUUUUGGCAUCCAGCAUGAUGGAAGAGAAAACGAUUGUGAGCCUGUUGGAAAACAACCAUAUAUUAUGUCCAGACAAAUCCAGUAUGACCCUACUCCCUUGACCUGGUCCAAGUGCAGUAAGGAAUACAUCACCCGCUUCCUAGACCGUGGAGGGGGGUUCUGUCUGGAUGACAUCCCCAAAACAAAAGGUCUGAAAUCCAAGGUCAUUGCCCCCGGAGUGAUCUAUGACAUUCACCACCAGUGCCAGCUUCAGUACGGCCCUAAUGCUUCCUUCUGUCAGGAAGUUGACAAUGUGUGUCAGACCCUCUGGUGCUCGGUGAAAGGUUAUUGCCGCUCUAAAUUGGAUGCUGCUGCUGAUGGAACACGAUGUGGAGAAAAGAAGUGGUGCAUGGCUGGUGAGUGCAUUACAGUGGGAAAGAAACCAGACAGCAUCCACGGUGGAUGGGGAGCUUGGUCUCCCUGGUCCCACUGCUCUCGGACCUGUGGGGCAGGUGCCCAGAGUUCUGAGAGACUGUGCAAUGAUCCAGAGCCUAAGUUUGGAGGAAAGUACUGCACGGGAGAAAGAAAGCGCUAUCGCCUGUGUAAUAUCCUCCCGUGCCUCAAGGAGACACCUUCAUUUCGGCAGAUGCAAUGUAGUGAGUUUGACACAGUUCCCUACAGGAAUGAGUUCUACCAGUGGUUUCCAGUCUCUAACCCAGAAAGACCCUGCGAACUAUAUUGCCGACCCAUAGAUGGCCAGUUUUCUGAGAAAAUGCUAGAUGCUGUUGCUGAUGGUACACCUUGCUUUGAAGGAAACAACAACAACAGAAAUAUCUGUAUUAAUGGCAUGUGUAAGAUUGUCGGCUGUGAUUAUGAAAUAGAUUCCAAUGCGACAGAAGAUGGUUGUGGAGUCUGUUUGGGGGAUGGUUCAGCCUGCCAGACUGUGAAGAGGAUCUUCACCCAGAGUGAAGGGUUUGGUUAUGUGGACAUUGGGCUGAUCCCAAAAGGAGCCAGGGGCAUCAAAGUUGAGGAAAUAGAAGAAGCUGGAAAUUUCCUGGCUGUGAGGAGCGAAGACCCAGAAAAGUAUUACCUGAAUGGGGGGUUCAUUAUCCAGUGGAAUGGAGACUAUAAACUUGCCGGGACGGUGUUUCAAUAUGACAGGAAAGGAGACCUGGAAAAUCUGAUUGCAGCAGGCCCCACCAACGAGUCAGUGUGGCUCCAGCUUCUCUUUCAGGUGAAUAACCCCGGGAUAAAAUAUGAGUACACAAUUCGGAAAGACAGCCAUGAAAACGACAUUGAGAAGCCAGAGUACUUUUGGCAAUAUGGAAGCUGGACAGAUUGCAGUGUAACAUGUGGGACAGGUAUCCGCCGGCAAGCUGCCUUUUGCGUGAAGAAGGGGAAAGGCAUGGUUAAAACCUCAUUUUGUGAUCCAGAAGCCCAGCCCAACAGGCGACAAAAGAAAUGUCAAGAGAAGGACUGUCCUCCCAGGUGGUGGGCAGGAGAGUGGCAGACCUGUUCAACCACCUGUGGUCCUCAAGGGGAGAAGAAGCGAACGGUUCUCUGCAUCCAGACGGUGGGAUCGGACGAACAGGCCCUGACCGCCAAGGAAUGUCAGCAUCUGCUCAAGCCAAAGACCUUCAUUUCCUGCAAUAGAGAUGUGCUGUGUCCGUCUGACUGGACAGUCGGAAACUGGAGUGAGUGCACGGUUUCCUGUGGUGGAGGAGUACGCAUCCGCAGCGUCACAUGUGCCAAAAACAGUGAUGAACCAUGUGAUGUAACUAAGAAACCAAAUAGCCGGGCACUCUGUGGCCUCCAACAGUGCCCUUCGAGCCGAAGAUUCUCACGGCCUCUCCUGCAUCCCAAUCCAGGAACACUCUUUAACAAGAGGAAUCCAUCCCGGCCUACCCAAGAACCUUCGGGACUCACUGUUAACCCCGUGCCUAGUCAGAGGUCCUUGACAGCACCCACUGUGCCAGGAUCAACGAGCUGGUUGUCCUUGAGGCCCACUCCCCCUGGCCCCAUGACAUCUUCUCCAGAGGGAUCACCACAAGGAACGCUCCCAAACAAUUUGACCGAAUCAGAAAACCAUGACCCCUUUGUCUCUCCUGGAGACAUUUCUCAACAGAAUAGUACUCCCUGGCUGAUGAGCGUAACACCGAGAACUGACCGAACAACCGACCACUACCAAAAGGAGAGUAUUUCCAGUUCAGAAACAGGUGCCACCUCAGAAGGGCCUGGCACCAACAAUGACCUCAUCUUACCACACACCGUGAGCCCAGGGACUUUCCAAGUGACCCCAGGGUAUGACUACUUGACGGAAGAGCCAGAAACCGAGACACCCAGUGGAUCGGGAGAAGCGGAUGAACCACCUACUGACAAAUCCCAAAGCAAUCCUGUCAUAUGGACUGAGAGUGAAAAAUCCAAAGUUGAAACCCCUUCUAUCAGUAGCACUGACACACCUUCUCAGCUGUCACCCCCACCUUUUCACAGUGAGUCUUCCAAGUCGUCUUCAACAAGUCCAGAAGAGGGGAACCUACUUUCUUCAACAACAGCCAGGCCUGAAGAUACCCCACUCCAAUUCAGCAUCCCAGGGACAGAAAAGACUUUGACUGAGACGUUGUUGCCAGAUGGGAAAGACGAGCAGACAUCACAGGAGAUGUUUGUCAACUCUAAAGAAUUGGAACCAUCAAACAAUAAGACUUGGGUACAGGGCACUGACUCUCAGCUGACUGAAGAGGAUGCAAAAAGCCUUAUUGCUGAGGGCUUUUUGCUGAAUGCCACAGAUUACAAGCACCUGGAAGAGGGCACCGCAACACAAAGGACAGUUUACUGGAUUGUGGGCAACUGGAGUGAGUGUUCUACUUCCUGUGGCCUGGGGGGUUUCUGGAGGUCGGUGGAAUGCAGCACUGGAAGGGAUGCAGAUUGUGACGCCAUUCAAAAGCCUGACCCUGCAAGGAGAUGUCACCUUCGUCCUUGCGCCAGGUGGAAAAUGGGGAACUGGAGCAAGUGCUCCAGGAACUGUAGCGGUGGCGUCAGGGUCCGCCAAGCUCGCUGUGUUGACAGUCGUGCCCAGCAGAGUCUCCAGCCAUUUCACUGCCAGUUGCUAGGAUACAAGCCUCAGCUGAGCAUGGGCUGUAAUAUCGAGCCCUGUGUGGAGUGGCUUACUGGACCUUGGAACGAGUGCUCUAAGUCAUGCGGCGGUGGUUUUAGGGAGAGGCUAGUGCACUGCCCAGGACGUCAUUGUGAUUGGAAGAAAAAACCUAACUCCUCUGCCCAAUGUAAUGAGCAUCCUUGUUCUCGCUGGGUCACCGGAACCUGGAAUGUGUGCACCGUUUCAUGUGGAGGUGGCCUUCAGCAAAGGAUCGUACAGUGCAUUAGCACGGAAAACAAUAAAACGCAGGACCCCAGCCAGUGUGAACAUGAACCUAAACCUCUCAAAUUGCAGAAAUGUAACACCCAGGAGUGCAGGAUCAACACAGAUCCUCCAUGCAGCGGUGAUAAGCUGUCAGCUCAUUUCUGCCAGAAGCUGAAAGCCAUUGGGAAAUGCUCCACCCUGGCUGUGAGGGCUCAGUGCUGCCAUACCUGCCCCAGACCCCCGAUGCUCCACUCCAGGAGACACAGGAGUCAGCAACGCCACAGAAAACCCAAAUUCCUCUGAGACCAUCCUCCGCCAAAGACAGCAACGGUCUGCUGGGUAUGAUGAGCGACCUGGGCGCUGGCUGCAACAUUCAAGGUUCCCGUUUCCAUCUUUUAUUUGAAACUUGGAUCCCUUCACCCCUUCCCAAACAGGAAAGAAUCCACACCCUAAUGGGGAAACUCUGCCUGAAAAGAAAUCCCACUGCCUUCUUCUAGCCCUCAGCAUGAUCUACUGUCAAAGGAUGGGGAGACAUACUGUAACAUCUGCCAACCCUAUGGGGAAGAUGAGUUGCCUGGGACAUCUGGGGGAUGGAUUCCAUCAUUCUUGACUGAGUGUGGGUAUGGGGAACUCUAGAGUCUAGAGGCUAGACUGCAAUACAGCUCUGCCCUGCUUAAGGAAGAGAGCUUGCUUCAAUUCCUUCCACCCAACAACACAGCUAUCUCUAGGCCCAGUGCCACCCGUGCAAACACCAGUCCAAACCAACAUUUCAAUCCCUUCUUCCCUCAAACCCAAAGGGAGGGGCAGAAAGCAUUUGUUUCGUUCUGAGGUAGGCAGAAGAAAAUCAGUCCCCCAUCAAUCAAUCCUAUUUAUUGAGCAAUUACUGCAUGCAAAGCACUAUAUUAAACGCUUGGGA
Tachyglossus aculeatus (Australian echidna) is the source of this 5467-nucleotide messenger RNA. It is a transcript of the gene ADAMTS12, whose product is annotated as ADAM metallopeptidase with thrombospondin type 1 motif 12. Gene Ontology annotation, biological process: extracellular matrix organization; proteolysis. The record is from RefSeq and is a predicted model, not a curated record. The transcript has 24 exons. Gene Ontology annotation, cellular component: extracellular matrix. Gene Ontology annotation, molecular function: metalloendopeptidase activity. The coding region runs from base 1 to 4854 and encodes 1617 amino acids. NCBI's taxonomy places the organism in Eukaryota, Metazoa, Chordata, Mammalia, Monotremata, Tachyglossidae.